This is a messenger RNA of Orbilia oligospora ATCC 24927, 1521 nucleotides long. RefSeq lists its product as uncharacterized. The record is from RefSeq and is a predicted model, not a curated record. Gene Ontology annotation, cellular component: mitochondrion; cytoplasm; cytosol. Gene Ontology annotation, biological process: tetrahydrofolylpolyglutamate biosynthetic process. Lineage: Eukaryota; Fungi; Ascomycota; Orbiliomycetes; Orbiliales; Orbiliaceae. The transcript has 5 exons. Bases 1 to 1521 code for a protein of 506 amino acids. Gene Ontology annotation, molecular function: ATP binding; tetrahydrofolylpolyglutamate synthase activity.
AUGGCAGAGGUUUCAGCUACCCCAAUCCCUGCCGGUCAGACAGGGGAGAGAACUUAUGCCGACGCGAUAACGGCGCUCAACAGCUUCCAGUCGAACUUUGCAGCUCUGGAAGCUCUCCGUAAAAACCCGGGGUACUCGAAUCAAAAGUCCUUGCCUGAAAUGAUCGAGUGGUUCCGGCGGGCGGGAUAUAAGCCUUCGGAUUUCAAUAAUCUCUCAAUCCUCCAUGUUGCUGGAACGAAGGGUAAAGGCUCAACGUGUGCCUUCAUAACCUCUAUACUCCGCCAAUAUGCCCUAUCUCCAUCCUACAAAUUCCCUAGUAAAAUUGGAACCUACACCUCUCCUCACUUAAAAGCUGUCCGUGAACGGAUUCAAAUAAACGGUCAUCCAAUCUCCGAAACUCUUUUCACAAAAUACUUCUUCGAACUCUACGACCGACUCGAAGAAUCUAGUCAAAGGGAGGGUUUAGGCGGUUUAAGCGAUGGUACCAAGCCCAUGUACUUCCGGUUUUUAACCAUGCUGGCUUUUCAUACCUACGUGAGGGAAGGGUGUGAUACAGUCAUUCUAGAGGUUGGGGUCGGCGGGGAGCACGACUCAACAAAUAUUAUCGAAGCACCAACAGUUACGGGAAUCACCAGAUUGGGGAUUGAUCAUGUCGCGUUACUAGGGAAUACUUUGGGGGAAAUUGCGUGGCAUAAGGCUGGGGUGUUUAAAACUGGAUCAAAGGGGUUAAGUGUACAGCAAGAAAAAGAGGCGAUGAAAACGAUACGUGAGAGGGUAGAAGAAAAGAAAAUCGAUUUUGAGGUUGUACCAGUUUUGAAAGGGGUAGAGAAUAUCAAAUUGGGGUUGGCGGGGGAGUUCCAGAAAGGAAAUGCAAGCUUGGCGGUUAAGAUGGUUGAGGAGCAUAUGAGAAGAUGUACUGGAAAGGAUAUUGGUAUUGGAGACGGGAAUGUAUUACCGGAAGAAGUGAAGAAGGGGUUGGAAACAGCGGUAUGGAAAGGGCGGUGCCAGAUUAUCACGAAAGAAAAGGAAGAGUGGUGCAUUGAUGGUGCACAUACAAAGGAUAGUAUCAUGGAGGCCGGCAAAUGGUUUGCGGGCGUGGACCGAAGCGAAUACAAGAAUAUCGUCCUGCUAUUCAACCAGCAGACAAGAGAUGCGGAGCAACUAGCUAAAGAUCUCCAUAAGAUUCUUAAACAUCAAUUGGGUGGGGAUAUAUUUACGCAUGUUUACUUUACAACAAAUCGAACAUACAGCGACCAUACAACCAAACUAGAUCUUAUCAGUAUUAACAUCAGUAGUGAGGCUGUUGAUACACUGAAGGUCCAGAAGAAACUUGCACAAACCUGGCCGGAAACCGGGAGCAAGGCUGAGGUACAUGUUAUGGAGACUAUUCAAGAAACUGUUGAGGCGAUCAAGAAGCUAGAGGGAAAGAGCCAGGUGCUAGUUACAGGGAGUUUACAUUUGGUCGGCGGAUUCCUAGAGGUAGUGGAAGACGGAGAAGAAGCGGCCAUACUACCGAGCUAG